UGAAAAUGUGUCACAGAAUCUCGCCGCCCCCUCGCCCCGCUCGUUGCUUGUGCUGAAUACUGGGGACCACGCGAGAUUACAGGAGAGAAGUCGAGUUGGGUGUGGAGGGCGGAUGUAGGUCCCUGUGUUAAUGUUGCGCUCCUCAUUCACUUCAUGGCCAAAUUGUAUCUCUACCAAGGGAGGGGAACCCAGUUCUGUGAAACUCCGAAGAUAAAAAGGUAACUGAGAGAUGGAUUCGCGUCGGUGUGUUUGUUGCACAUCCCUUUGAGCAAGCUUCAUCACAGAGCUCGCUGGAGGACACAGCUUGCUCCUGAUUUCUAUCUGAAUGCCUCACACAAACCGGAGCGGACACUGACCUACGUUUGUGUCGUUACAAAGAAGCUUAAAAAACAGCUUUGACAGGUGCAGGUGAGGCCCCUGAGAUGCGGCUGCGUAGGUGGGUGUGGAUUGUGUUGCUGCUGACCGCGGUGCUGUCCUGCCUGCUCAGUGUGGAUCACAUCGAGGGCUGGUGGAUGAGCUGGGGAGUGUGGGGAGGAGCCCUGUCGGCCGAGGCUCGGACCCGGGCCCUGGCAGCGCUGCGGCGGGAGCAGGAGGCCCUGAGCACCCGGCUGGAGGACUUCUACCUGCUGCCCAACGAGCGCUCCUGCGCCCCGACCGCCCCCUUCCUGCUGAGCCUGGUCACCAGCGCCCCCCCCAACGCCGAGGCACGCCACGCCAUCCGCCAGACCUGGGGCAGCCUGACGAGCGUGGGGGGGCGUGCCGUGCGGACGCUGUUCCUCCUGGGGAUCCCUGACACCCCCGCCCAGCGCCAGGCACUCGCCAGCGAGGCUGAGCGGCACGGAGACAUCGUCCAGGGAAACUUCAGAGACUCGUACGCAAACCUGACCCUCAAGACCCUCUCCCUGCUGCGCUGGACUGCCAGGUACUGCCCCCGCGCCUCCUUCAUCACCAAGGUGGAUGACGAUGUCAUGCUGAACUACGAGGUGCUCCUACCCUACCUGGAGAGACUGAGGAGCAACGAGGAGAAGGGAGAAGGGGAGUGGGGGGAAACUGUGGGGAAUGGAAGCAGAGAAGAGAAGAAAGGGGGGAAAUCAGAGGGGAACGUAAAGGGCGAGGAGAGGUGGGAGUGGGAGAGGAACAGGGGCUGGUCUGGGCAGUGGGCUGACUGGAGGGGGAGCUGGUUCUCCGGUCCGGACCUGUACCUGGGUCGGGUUCACAGGGGUGCGGUUCCGAUCCGGGACCCCCGCAGCAAGUCCUUCGUGUCGCACCGGGUGUACCCCCAGGACCGCUUCCCCCAGUACUGCAGCGGCACGGCCUACGUGCUGUCCAGCUCGGCGGCCCGCAAGCUGUACCUCACCUCCUACCUGACGCCCCCCUGCCCCCUGGAGGACGUGUUCGUAGGGUUGAGCGCGCGGGGGGCCGGCUUGCGCCCCUCCCACUGCGGCCUGUUCUCGGGGGGGCCGCGCAUCCCCUUCGGGCGCUGCUGCUACGGCUCCCUGAUCGCAGCGCACCACGUGACUGCGGAACAGCAGCACCAGUACUGGGGGGAGCUGAGAGGGGGGCCGCCCUGCUCCUGGAUCACAGGCAGGGCGGCGCUAGGGUUCUGCAAACUGCGUGUACUGCUGAAGGACACAGAGACUUAAUACACUGUGACACACGCACAGGAUUACAAUGAGGGGACUGAUUACACUGCGACACACGCACAGGAUUACAAUGAGGGGACUGAUUACACUGCGAUACACGCACAGGAUUACAAUGAGGGGACUGAUUACACUGCGACACACGCACAGGAUUACAAUGAGGGGACUGAUUACACUGCGACACACGCACAGGAUUACAAUGAGGGGACUGAUUACACUGCGACACACGCACAGGAUUACAAUGAGGGGACUGAUUACACUGCGACACACGCAGAGGAUUACAAUGAGGGGACUGAUUACACUGCGACACACGCACAGGAUUACAAUGGGGGGACUGAUUACACUGCGACACGCAGGAUUACAAUGAGGGGACUGAUUACACUGCGACACACGCAGAGGAUUACAAUGAGGGGACUGAUUACACUGCGACACACACAGAGGAUUACAAUGAGGGGACUGAUUACACUGCGACACACGCACAGGAUUACAAUGAGGGGUCUGAUUACACUGCGACACACGCAGGAUGACAAUGAAGGGGGUCUGAUUACACUGCGACACACGCAGGAUGACAAUUAUUAUUAUUAUUAUUAUUAUUUAUUUCUUAGCAGACGCCCUUAUCCAGGGCGACUUACAAUCGCAAGCAAAUACAUUUCAAGUGUUACAAUACAAGUAAUACAAUAAGAGCAAGAAAUACAAUAACUUUUGUUCAAGCAAAGUACAAGUGUGACAAACCACAAUUCAAUAAUACAGCAGAUAAUAGUGAUAGUUACAUCAGGUUAUGAUUAAAUACAAAGUACUACAGACAAUGAAGGGGGUCUGAUUACACUGCGACACACGCAGGAUGACAAUGAGGGGGUCUGAUUACACUGCGACACACGCACAGGAUUACAAUGAGGGGACUGAUUAUACUGCGACACACGCAGUAGGCUUCAUGUUGUUUAUAAUGAAUGAAUGCACAGGUAAUGAGUAAAUGCCAGUGUUAUUCAGUUUAGAUUUAAGUCAUUUAAUUUCUGCCAAGUAGGCAGAAAUAAAAGAACCAUCAUUUGCAUUGUGUGCAUUAACAUUCAAAGUGAUUUGUGUGCUUUUUGUUAAAGAAAAUAAUAUAAAACAAAAUGAA
Messenger RNA from Acipenser ruthenus (sterlet), 2757 nucleotides. Its product is annotated as beta-1,3-galactosyltransferase 5-like. Gene Ontology annotation, molecular function: N-acetyl-beta-D-glucosaminide beta-(1,3)-galactosyltransferase activity. NCBI's taxonomy places the organism in Eukaryota, Metazoa, Chordata, Actinopteri, Acipenseriformes, Acipenseridae. The transcript has 2 exons. The record is from RefSeq and is a predicted model, not a curated record. Gene Ontology annotation, cellular component: membrane. Bases 423 to 1643 code for a protein of 406 amino acids.